Molecule: messenger RNA, 1991 nt
Organism: Drosophila teissieri
Lineage: Eukaryota; Metazoa; Arthropoda; Insecta; Diptera; Drosophilidae
Product: galectin-8
Exons: 3
Coding region: 633-1841 (402 amino acids)
Molecular function (GO): galactoside binding; carbohydrate binding
Source: RefSeq, a predicted model, not a curated record
ACUGACAGGGUGGCUUCUAGCAUCGGUGUAUUUAGCUCUUAGUCAAGUCAAGUCAAGUCAACCAGAACAACUCUUCGUAGUUACUUAAAGUUGAAUUAUUCUUUUUAAGCGAUAAGCUCCCAACACGAGCCAGUUCAGGCGCUUACUCGCCAUUUAUUUGUUCAUCUGUUCGCGGUCUGUGUACAUACAUAUAUACAUACAUCGUCGAUUUUAUAUGUCGAGUACGAAGAGCUUUUGGCGUUGUCAUAGCGCCGUAGCUUCAAUGCUCUUCAAGCGAGUAAUUCGCGAAACGGGAGGAACAAUAAUAACAGAUGAAUAUCUGGCAACCAAACCAUUUUGUUAAAUAACAUUUGAAUAUUAAUUCCUUCGGGCUUCUUUUUAGAGAAGAAUAGGAGGUGAAUCAACUGAGAAACUGGCACUAAAAGUAUAUUAUUUACAUGCGCAGUAUUUAAGUAACAGUGACUUUUUGUUUGUUCAUUGUGCUGUGAGACACCUAACGAGCAAGGACGAUGUUGAUUCAUACCUUAGUGCUUAUACACAAAUGCAUUGGGAUUAAAACACUACAUUAUUGAAUUAGACGAAUAUUUCAUUUUAUAGUUCUUUUUAUUCCGAUUUUCAAAUCAGGACUUAAAAUGUGUCUUAGGGUUUUGUGUGAGAAAAUAAUGUGCUGUUGUCCCAAGUCGAAAAAGGGAGGUUUGAAUGAGGCCUCAUUUUACGAAUAUGCAGAUGCUUUGCCAAAAUAUAGCAACGAGCAAAUUGGGAAAUUGAGCGAAGGGAUUAGUUUCACCGUAACCGGAAAUCUUUCAGUAAACUGCGAGAGGUUCUCCAUCAAUCUUGUUUAUAACAAUGAUUCGCGAGAUGUGGCGCUCCACAUUAAUCCACGGUUGCCACAAAACUAUAUUGUUCGCAACACCAAAGUACAGGACAUUUGGGGAAGCGAGGAAGUGUCCUCGGCAUUGCCGUUUCUUCUGAGUCGGGGCGAGGAGUUUUCCAUUCAAGUGCUAGUUACUGAGGCAUGCUAUAUGAUAUCGGUAAACGGACAACACUUUGCAGAGUACACUCAUCGAAUCCCCUAUGAAGAUGUCCGCAUUCUGGAAGUGAAAGGAGAUGUUAGUAACGUGGAAAUGAAACGAUCUUUGGUCUUAAAGUAUCCUCAACGAUUACCGCAGUCGGAGGCUAAAAACAUUGAGCUUCACAUAGAUGAUGAGAUUAAUGAAAUUGACGCCAGCGUUGAGGAGACAAUUAAAAUACCUCAUGAGUGGUGCCUUAUUAGCGCCCCGAACACACAGUCGGACAGUUCGCCAAAGAGUAACCACAGUUCUGGUGAUCUUGGCCUUUCUUUGCCUUAUUAUGGAGCACUGCCACCAAAUUCGUUGGUCGAAGGUCGAUGCCUAAAGAUUGAAGGGCGAGUGCGAUUGCUUCCACACUCUUUUUACAUAAACCUGCAACAGGGGCAGGACAUUUGGCCACAUCCAAUAAUAGCAUUCCACUUAAACCCACGUUUUUCAAAAGCGAGCAGCGGCGCUAUUGGAAAGGCGGUGGUGUGUAGAAAUGCCUGGCUUAAUGGAGCUUGGGCACAAGAGGAACGUUCGGAGUUUGACACAAACUUUCGCCCUGGUCGGUCUUUUUGUUUAGCCAUAGUUUGUACCAAAACAUCCUUUGAGGUGUAUGUCAAUCGGCAGUUUAUGACUGAUUUUAAAUAUAAGAUUAGCCCAGCAGUUGUCGACACCGUCUAUAUACAAGGAGAUGUUAAACUUUGGAAUGUAACUCUGGAAAAAAAUCACCUGAUUAAGGGCAAAAAUGUCCGAGUCUAUCAGAAUCCAAUGUACUCUAGUGAGUAGUAGCUGUUUGUGGCAAGGAUUCCUUUUAUCUUUGGUCAGGUUUUUUUUAGUAAUUGAGCGACAAUAAAAAAGUGAUACACUCGUGUUUUUAGUUAUAGAAAAUUUAUGUUAACGAAUAAAAUUAUGCAAUUUUCAUUAUUCUUACCUAGA